AUGGUCGUUCUCGAUGAGCGUUUUCUAUCCAACAAGGAGUUCAAGAGAGCUUACUUCAAAGCACACUUGGAAAAGUUCACUGCAAGGAGAUGCGCUGUAACACCGUGUAUCUUGUGUACGGCUCUUGGGAAGUAUGGUAUCAUCUGCCUUGAAGAUAUUGUGCAUGAGAUUUCCAAUGUGGGACCGCAUUUUAAGGAGGUGAGCAGGUUCCUGUGGCCAUUCAAGCUCAAGAAGCCUGAAAGCCUUCACCCUUUGAAGAAGAAGCAUUUCAAAGAUGGUGGUGAUUCAGGCAAUCGCGAAGAACACAUCAAUGCAUUUAUAGAGAAGUUGAAUUAA
Messenger RNA from Asparagus officinalis (garden asparagus), 336 nucleotides. RefSeq names its product 60S ribosomal protein L7-like. Bases 1 to 336 code for a protein of 111 amino acids. The transcript has 2 exons. Gene Ontology annotation, biological process: maturation of LSU-rRNA from tricistronic rRNA transcript (SSU-rRNA, 5.8S rRNA, LSU-rRNA). The record is from RefSeq and is a predicted model, not a curated record. Lineage: Eukaryota; Viridiplantae; Streptophyta; Magnoliopsida; Asparagales; Asparagaceae. Gene Ontology annotation, cellular component: cytosolic large ribosomal subunit. Gene Ontology annotation, molecular function: RNA binding; structural constituent of ribosome.